UUGAUGGGUUUUUCAUAUGGUAGGCUCAUCAGCAAUGAGAUUGGAAACACAAACAGUAGCAGCAGGUUCUGUAAUUUCUGUUCAGAACAUGGUGGUGGUUACUGUGAUGUUGCUGCAGAGGUCCCAUUUGAGGAGAGGAAGAGAUUGGUGUCCUUUAGAAAUUCAUUGAAGGAAGUUGAGAACAUGGUCUUGUUCUUGGAGAGAUUAGAUUCUAGGAAGAUGAUGGAUAUGAAUGCAGCAUUCAACAGUUUGGAAGAAAGCAGACUCAAUCUAUUAGCAAAUGUGACGGAAUAUAAAGGAAGGGCACUUGAUGUGCUAACAGAACUGAAUGCAUGUUUCGGACAUGAAAAUGGUGAGCCUUUCGAUUGGGAUUUGAGAGAGAGAAUGAAGAAACAUGUUGAAUCUUCUGGUGCUCAUCACAGCAGAAGGUCCCUCAUUACUAAUUUCAUGAGAAAGUUAUUGCUAAUCCCAUGGAAGUGGCAACAGAAAGUUGGCAUUGCAGUGAAACUAGCUCUGUCUGCAAUGGCAACAUAUCAUAUCAAGAAAUUGAUAUGCUCAAGCUCAAGAAAAAUGAUUCCAUUUGUUGUUUCAAGAGGAGCAGGCAAAAGUAUCACUAGUGUAUUGACCAUCUCAAAGAGUCCUCUAGAUGUACUCUGUGCUAGAGGCUGA
Argentina anserina (silverweed cinquefoil) is the source of this 669-nucleotide messenger RNA. RefSeq lists its product as uncharacterized. Gene Ontology annotation, biological process: chloroplast fission. Lineage: Eukaryota; Viridiplantae; Streptophyta; Magnoliopsida; Rosales; Rosaceae. The record is from RefSeq and is a predicted model, not a curated record. The coding region runs from base 4 to 669 and encodes 221 amino acids. The transcript is spliced from 2 exons.